Molecule: messenger RNA, 621 nt
Organism: Pipistrellus nathusii (Nathusius's pipistrelle)
Lineage: Eukaryota; Metazoa; Chordata; Mammalia; Chiroptera; Vespertilionidae
Source: the annotation of a GenBank genome assembly
AUGGCCCCCAGCCACCUGUCGGUGCGGGAGAUGAGGGAGGAUGAGAAGGCCCUGGUGCUGGAGAUGCUGAAGGCCGGCGUGAGGGACACGGAGAACCGCGUGGCCCUGCACGCCCUGACCCGGCCGCCCACCCUGCUGCUCCUGGCGGCGGCCAGCAGCGGCCUGCGCUUCGUCCUGGCCUCCUUCGCCCUGGCCCUGCUGCUGCCCGUGCUGCUGGCCGUGGUGGCCCUGAAGCUGGGCCUGAGGGCCCGCUGGGGCUCGCUGCCCCCGCCGGGCGGCCUGGGGGGGCCCUGGGUGGCGGUGCGCGGCUCAGGGGACGUGUGCGGGGUCCUGGCGCUGGCCCCGGGCUCCCACAGCGGGGGCGGGGCCCGGGUCACCCGCCUCUCCGUCUCCCGCUGGCACCGCCGCCAGGGCGUGGGCAGGCGGCUGCUGGCCUUCGCCGAGUCCCGGGCGCGGGCCUGGGCGGGGGGCGCCGGCGAGCCCCGGGCCCGCCUGGUGGUCCCCGUGGCCGUGGCGGCCUGGGGCGUGGCGGGCAUGCUGGAGGGCUGCGGCUACCAGGCCGAAGGGAGCUGGGGCUGCAUGGGCUACGCGCUGGUGAGGGAGUUCAGCAAGGACCUGUGA